AUGACGUCUAGCGAGGUGCAUCUGCUGCCGCUCAACGACGAUGGUUCGCCUCAGGUCGGCGGGCAGGAUUAUAUCUACCUCGCAGCCACCUCUGAGGACCCCAUCAUUCUGCGCUUUGCCAUCGAGGGCACCUCGAGCAUCUGUCGCCAUGGAAGUCUCUGGGUAAACAUUCCCGAGAAGGGAAACGAGUUUCGCCGCGACAAGUUCCGCGAGUUCAAGCUGGUUCCUGACUUCCACCGAACCAUCCACAUUUCCAUCCCAAUUUACCACGCCGGUGCCUUUGCCUUUUACACGACUUACGCUGCCCUGCCUGACCUAUCGGUCGAGCUGUCCAACCGUGGCUCCUUCGAACAGCAGAAAAAGAAGACCCCGCUCUACUACGUCGAUGUCGCUCCGCGCUUGCAGCUCGACGGCCGUACGCUGCCGCUCGAGGCCCUCUCCGUCUUCUCCGUCAUCAGCAAGUUUAUGGGCCGAUACCCCGGCGACUGGGAGCGCCACUUGCGUGGAAUUAGCGACAGGGGCUACAACAUGAUCCACUUUACCCCUCUCCAGGUGCGCGGCGAGUCCAACUCUCCCUACAGCUUAUACGACCAGCUGGGAUGGGAUCCGGAGUGCUUUCCCACCGGCGAGAAAGACAUCAAGAAUCUGGUAACAAGCCUUAAGAAAGAUCACUCCCUCCUCAGCCUAACAGACAUUGUCCUCAACCACACGGCCAACAACAGCGCCUGGCUGUUGGACCACCCAGAAGCUGGCUACAAUCUCAAAACUGCACCCCACUUGGAGUCUGCGUAUCUUUUGGACGCCAAGCUGCUAGAUCUGAGUUGUCGCUUGGAGGAGCUAGGCCUCCCCACCGAGCUGAAGGACACCGAUGACUUGAUCAAGGUUAUGGACGCCAUAAAGUCUGAAUGCAUUACCGGUAUACGUCUCUGGGAAUACUACGCCAUCAAUGUCGAACGCAACGCCAGCGAUGCUAUAGAAAGUUGGACUCUUGGCCAGACGUCCAUUCCUGAUGAUUUCUCUGGCGCAGAGGAACUCGCGUUUCUAAAGACCGCCAACUUGAAGAGCCAAGUCGAGUUCAUUGAAAAGCAUGCACUCCUUGGCACCGAUCGCCUUGGCGAACGGUACCGAAAGAGAAUCGAGCCUCAGACGGCUGCAGCCCUUCUCACCGCUAUCUUUGGCGAGUACCAGGAGACGCCUGAUGACGCAGACAAAAAGGCUGCUCAUGCCAAACUGGUGGAAAUAAUCGAUUCCUUGAAUGUGCCCCUUUACGCAGAAUACGAUUCCGACUGUACCGAGAUUCUCCAGCAGCUCUUCAACCGUAUCAAAUAUUGUCGUCUCGACGAAAACGGACCCCAACAAGGCCCCAUCACCUCGUACUCGCCACUGGUUGAAACAUACUUCACAAGGCUGCCACGGAACGAGAAGACACUGAAAAGCAGCAUCGAGGAGCUGGUCUUGGUGAACAAUGGCUGGGUGUGGGGCGGAAACGCUAUGGUCGACAAUGCUGGUCCCCAGUCUCGGGUGUAUUUGCUCAGACAAGUCAUCGUUUGGGGCGACUGUGUCAAACUGCGAUAUGGAGAUGGCCCUUCUGACAGCCCUUGGCUGUGGGAGCACAUGACGAAGUAUGCUCGCAUGCUCGCUACCUACUUUGCCGGUUUUCGCAUCGACAAUGCCCAUUCGACACCGAUGCAUGUGGCUGAACACAUUCUUGACGAAGCUCGCCGAGUCAACCCCAACCUGUACGUUGUGGCCGAGCUUUUUACCGGGUCCGAAGAGAUGGACUUCAUUUUUGUCAAACGCCUGGGACUGUCGUCCCUCAUCAGGGAGGCCAUGCAAUCCUGGAGUACGGCUGAGAUGAGCCGUCUGGUGCACCGACACGGCGGCCUACCUAUUGGCAGUUUCGAUACCGACGAGCGCAAGUACUCUGAUGUCAAACCUGUUAAUGGCGACCAGAAGGAUAGCAACGGCUGCAAUGGAAACGAAGACCUACGCCGGGAGAUCGUUCUCCGAAUUCGCCCUUCUCCCGUGCAGGCCCUGUUCAUGGACUGCACCCACGACAACGAGGUGCCGGCCCAGAAGCGUGAUGCCCGAGACACACUGCCCAAUGCAGCCUUAGUUAGCAUGUGCGCUUCCGCGACCGGCAGUGUCAUGGGCUACGACGAGAUCUACCCACGUCUGGUCGACCUGGUCCAGGAAAAGCGUCUGUACUCUUCCGAGUCCUCAACCCGCCCCGUGAAGAUUGGCAGUGGGCGCAAUGGCAUUGGCGGCGUCAAGAAACUUCUAAACCAGAUCCAUGUACUUAUGGGCAAAGAUGGAUAUGCGGAAACGCACAUUCACCACGAGGACCAGUACAUCACAGUUCACCGUGUCCAUCCAGAGAGCCGUCGGGGAUAUUUCCUGAUCGCCCACACCGCUUAUCCUGGAUAUGGAAAUGGCAAUGGUGCCUUCAGCUCGGUGCACUUGGCAGGCACGAGGGCCCGCCACCUCGGAAGCUGGACUCUGGAGGUCGAUACUAGUGAAGAAGCAACCAAGGCCACCCUGGAAGACAAAAAGUUUCUCCGUGGACUACCCAGCCGUGUUGUUGAUCUUCCCGGAAUACGGAUGGACGUGAAUGGAGGUGAUACGAACAUCACCGUCCGUGACAAAUUUCCCCCAGGCAGCAUAGCUCUCUUCGAAACCUGGAUCUCUGCAGAGCACUCGACUGGUCUGGACACGUUUGUGACCUCUGGGGCCAAGGAAGCCUUUGGCAAGCUCGACCUGGUCGAUCUCAACUUCGUGCUCUACCGCUGUGAGGCGGAGGAGCGGGACUCGAGUAACGGAAAAGAUGGCGUCUACACCAUUCCAGGGUACGGUCAGCUCGUGUACGCAGGUCUACAAGGCUGGUAUAGCAUCCUCAAGAACGUCAUGCGUGACAACGACCUGGCACACCCGCUGUGCCAGAACCUGCGGGAUGGCCAAUGGGCUCUAGACUACAUUUCUGGACGCUUGGAGCGCAUGUCUGAGAACCCAGCUUACAGCCGUCUGGCCGAUCCUGCAGCUUGGUUCAGGGAACGAUUUGAUCCCGUCCGCAAGAUACCGGGAUUCUUACUUCCUCGCUACUUCGGUCUCAUAAUGCGUGCCGCAUAUCAGGCCUGUUGUGACCGUACGGUGGCCCUCUUAGCGCCCGACGUCCGAGAUGGCCAAUGGUUUGUGCAGAGUCUGGCGCUGGUCAGCAUUCAGCAGACCGGCCUCGUGAAGUCUGGCUCGCUGUAUCCCAACAGAGCAGUCCCUUCCUUGGCCGCCGGACUGCCACAUUUCUCGGUGGAGUGGGCACGAUGCUGGGGUCGAGACGUCUUUAUCUCAAUGCGCGGCCUGUUCCUCGGGACGGGGAGGUUUGCAGAGGCCAAGGAGCACAUCCUUGCCUUUGCAAGCGUUCUCAAGCAUGGCAUGAUUCCGAACUUGCUCAGCUCUGGCAACAACCCUCGAUACAAUGCCCGUGAUGCGGUCUGGUUCUUUUUACAAUGCGUCCAAGACUACAUCAAGCUGGCUCCAGAUGGGGAGGACUUGCUCAAAGUGAGGGUGAAGCGGCGUUUCCUGCCAAACGACGAUACCUGGUUUGACGUGAACGAUCCCCGGGCAUAUUCCGCCGAGAGCACUAUCGAAGACGUCAUCCAGGAGGCUCUCCAGCGGCAUGCAACAGGUCUCUCUUUCCGAGAAGCGAACGCUGGCCCUGGUCUCGAUAUGCAGAUGAAAGACGAGGGCUUCAACAUCGAGGUCCACGUGGACUGGAGCAACGGGUUGAUUUUUGGCGGCAACCAGUCGAACUGUGGGACAUGGAUGGACAAGAUGGGUGAGAGUGAGCGUGCGGGCUCCAAAGGAGUCCCUGGCACGCCACGAGACGGAUCUGCUGUGGAAAUUUCCGGCCUUCUUUACAGCACGCUUGCGUGGCUUGGCAGCCGCCGUGCCGCUGGUGGUUUCGCAUAUGAGGGCGUGACGAAGGCAGAUGGCACGUUUGUGUCCUUCAAGGACUGGGCAGGCCUGGUCCGCUACAACUUCGAGCGAUGCUACUACGUGCCGCUGGAGCCAGCUGACGAUGCUAAGUACGAUGUGAACUCCAAGAUUGUCAAUCGACGAGGGAUCUACAAGGAUCUGUACCGUGCCGGCAAAGAAUACGAAGACUACCAGCUGCGGCCCAACUUCACCAUAGCCAUGGCGGUAGCCCCAGAGCUCUUUGUGACGGAGCAUGCCAUCAAUGCUCUCUGCGUGGCCGACAAGGUGUUGCGCGGGCCCACAGGUAUGGCGACGCUGGACCCAGCAGAUCUCAACUACCGGCCGUACUACGUCAACAGCGAAGACAGCACCGACUUUGCCACGUCCAAGGGCCGCAACUACCACCAGGGCCCUGAGUGGCUCUGGCCAACGGGCUUCUUCCUGCGGGCGCUGCUCAAGUUUGACCUUUUGAGACGGGGCGCUGACGACAUCGAGAGCCAUACGGAGGCAUUUCAGCAGGUGACGCGCCGGCUGAUCGGGUGCAAGCAGCAAAUCCAAGAGAGCCCCUGGGCUGGUUUGACUGAGCUGACACAAAAAGAGGGCGCUUACUGUGCCGAUUCGUCCCCGACACAAGCCUGGUCGGCAGGCUGUCUCAUCGACGUGUACAUGGAUGCAGCUGAGGAACAGAGGAAACGCAAGGCCACAAAGGUGGUCGUGCGUUGA
Grosmannia clavigera kw1407 is the source of this 4692-nucleotide messenger RNA. RefSeq names its product glycogen debranching enzyme. Gene Ontology annotation, biological process: glycogen biosynthetic process; glycogen catabolic process. The transcript has 3 exons. Lineage: Eukaryota; Fungi; Ascomycota; Sordariomycetes; Ophiostomatales; Ophiostomataceae. Gene Ontology annotation, molecular function: amylo-alpha-1,6-glucosidase activity; 4-alpha-glucanotransferase activity. The record is from RefSeq and is a predicted model, not a curated record. Bases 1 to 4692 code for a protein of 1563 amino acids.